AUGAUAUCAAGAGCAGGCACUGUCGCCCUCGCCGGCAGCACAUUCGUUAUCGACGAGUUUCAGUUGUACCCAGAGAAUGCGAAGUUCGAUUUCAACCGCUGCUUGGUCUAUUUUGGCGUCCUUUUCAACGCCUCGGUCGGUGUCUUCAACCCGUACACCAAGGAUCUAGAGACCAUCGAUCUGCCGGGGAUAUCAGGCGAUCCGGCCCUCCACCUCGGCCCGGCACUACCUGACGCACAGGGACACCUGACCGUGCUCAUUGACGCAGGCGCUGCCUUCAACACCGGCGGCCAGGACGUCACAGGCUCCAACCUCGUUCUCAAGUACGACCUCGACAACCGAAAGGUCAUCUGGCAGCGCAACAUCACGGAGCUGGACGUGGAGCACGACAAGGACGGCAACAUCUAUAUUGUGGGAACGUUCCCGGGGACCGUGCUGCGCGUGGACAAGGACGGCAACGGGCUCAAGCCUUUCUUCCUCCCACCCGCGGACGAGCUGGCCAACACGACGGUCGCUGGGUUCGGCGGCCUCGCGUCCAUCCGCGAGCGUGACCUGAUACUUACCAACAACAAUGUCGACGGUCAGAUCUACCGCUUCGACGGGGUCAGCGGCAGCGAGACGGGCACGCCUGUGCAGAUCCCCCGCACUGGGCCGAACGGCACGCUGCCCUCGGCGCCUAUUGGCUUCAGUGACGCCAUCCUGCUGCCGGCCAAGUACAACAACACUGUGCUGCUGGUCGCCGAGGACGCUGCGGGUGUGUGGGUCAUCAGAUCGAAGGAUGGGAAGUGGGAGAGUGCUGAGACGCUGGGUCUGGUUUCCGACAACGUCCCUGAGGCCCAGGGUGGUCAGGUCCCGGCUGCUGUCCAGAUUGGUCCGGAUGCUUUAUUCAUGCUAGAGGAAUAUUUCGCGGACCCGAUCGUGGAAGGUACUAACGCUGGCAACAGAAGUUCCUUCCCGAUGGUGAGCAUCACUGCGCAGGUGGAUGAGUUGUUGCGCAAGUCUUGA
This is a messenger RNA of Diaporthe batatas, 1005 nucleotides long. RefSeq lists its product as uncharacterized. The transcript is spliced from 4 exons. The coding region runs from base 1 to 1005 and encodes 334 amino acids. The record is from RefSeq and is a predicted model, not a curated record. Lineage: Eukaryota; Fungi; Ascomycota; Sordariomycetes; Diaporthales; Diaporthaceae.